AUGAAAAUGAAGGCGCGUUCUGCAACAGCACGAGAUACUUUACAAUGUCACAAUUGCUGCAUUAUGCCUGAUAAAAGCGUGGUACUAGUUUCCAUCAGCGGUUGCUCGUCCUCUGGGAAGACAUCCUUGGCAGAGCUGGCGGCCGAAGUCCUCGGAGCCGCUUUAGUAUACCAAGAUGACUUUUACAAGGUAGACGAUCAAAUCCCAUACGACGACCAAUUCCAAGUGUUAAACUGGGAAAUACCAGAGGCUCUACAGAUGGAUGCUUUCCAAUCCGAACUACAGUCCAUUAAGGCGACAGGAUCGCCAACGAUAAGACUAAUGCAUAACAAGAACGUUGAUGAUAUCUCCAAAUUCGGGCUACCCGACGAAUAUAUAGGCGAACUAAAAGCAAAGUAUCGCAGCAAGAUUAAUCUAGAGGCCUUUCAAAUCGUUUUUGUAGACGGCUUUCUCCUUUUCCAUGAUGAUUCUCUGAAAUCUGAAUUUGACACCAAAAUUCUAAUCCGAGUCCCCUACGAAAUACUGAAGUCACGGAGAGCAGCAAGGGAGGGCUAUACGACUUCUGAAUCUUUUUGGGUUGAUCCUCCAUUCUACUUUGAUGAAUUUGUCUACAAAUCUUAUAAACACUAUCACAAACACUUGUUUGAAAAUGGAGACGUUGAAGGGAAAUUAUGCGCCAACGAAAUAAAGGACGUUAUGAAUGAUGACGAUGAUAUAACUGUAUCAUUAACGAAACUCUUAGAUACAGUAAUAGACUCCUUUUGUUAUCGAUAG
Molecule: messenger RNA, 774 nt
Organism: Eremothecium sinecaudum
Lineage: Eukaryota; Fungi; Ascomycota; Saccharomycetes; Saccharomycetales; Saccharomycetaceae
Gene: NRK1
Product: ribosylnicotinamide kinase
Exons: 1
Coding region: 1-774 (257 amino acids)
Cellular component (GO): cytoplasm
Source: RefSeq, a predicted model, not a curated record